Molecule: messenger RNA, 2364 nt
Organism: Oryzias latipes (Japanese medaka)
Lineage: Eukaryota; Metazoa; Chordata; Actinopteri; Beloniformes; Adrianichthyidae
Gene: capn9
Product: calpain 9
Biological process (GO): proteolysis
Cellular component (GO): cytoplasm
Molecular function (GO): calcium ion binding; calcium-dependent cysteine-type endopeptidase activity
Source: RefSeq, a predicted model, not a curated record
GCUCCGCAGAGACUCCAUCGCGUCUCGCCUCUCCGCUCCACUCGCCCACCUGCUGCCAGAAGAGGAGGAUGCCUCUCCAGUCCACUCUGUCCGGCAAGAAGUCCAGCUCCGUCCAGGCUGAGAGCACUCAGUGGGAUGGGAAGACGUUUGAGCAGCUCAGGCAGGAAUGUCUGCAGAAGGGGGUUCUGUUCGAGGACCCGGACUUCCCGGCCGUGGACUCGUCCCUCUUCUAUAGCCAGACCGUUCCAGUUCAGAUCCAAUGGAAGAGACCAAAGGAGAUCUGUGAAAACCCAAAGUUCAUCGUGGGAGGUGCAGACAGAACCGACAUCUGCCAAGGGCAGCUGGGUGACUGCUGGCUCCUGGCGGCCAUCGCCUCGUUGACUCUAAAAAAAGAUGCCAUGGCUCGAGUCGUGCCCCCCGACCAGGACUUUGACCACAACUACGCCGGCAUCUUUCACUUUCAGUUCUGGCAACACAACAAAUGGCUGGAUGUGGUGGUGGACGACAGACUGCCGACUGUGAGGAACCGCCUCAUCAUGCUUCACUCCGCCUCCAACGACGAGUUCUGGAGCGCCUUGCUGGAGAAAGCUUACGCCAAACUGAACGGCAGCUACGAGUCCCUGAAGGGCGGCAGCACCAUGGAGGCCAUGGAGGACUUCACCGGUGGAGUCGGUGAGAUGUAUGAAACCAAGAGUGCUCCAGAGAACCUGUUCUCCAUCAUGAAGAAGGCCCUGGACAGAGGCUCCAUGAUGGGAUGCUCUAUUGAUAUCACCAGCUCUGCAGAGUCUGAGGCCAAGACGAGCACGGGUCUGGUGAAGGGUCACGCCUACUCCAUCACAGGCAUGGAGGAGUUGCAGUUCAGGGGUCAGACAGUGAAGCUGAUUCGAGUCAGAAACCCCUGGGGUCAGGUGGAGUGGAACGGAGCCUGGAGUGACAAUUCCAGAGAAUGGAAUUACAUUGACAAAAAAGAAAAAGACCGCAUCCUGCAGAAUUCUUUGGAAGAUGGAGAGUUCUGGAUGGAGUUUGAGGACUUUAAGAAGAACUACGACAAAGUGGAGAUCUGCAACAUGACGCCUGACGCCCUGGACGACGACACCAAACGCCACUGGGCGGUCAACGUGUUCGAAGGAAACUGGAUCCGUGGCUCCACCGCUGGCGGCUGCAGGAACUACAUCGACACUUUUUGGACCAACCCUCAGUUCCGGCUGCAGCUGGAGGAUGCUGAUGAUGAUGAUGAUGACGUGUGCAGCGUGGUGAUCGCUUUGAUGCAGAAGAACAGACGGAAACUGAGGAAGGAAGGCCUGGACCUGGAGACAAUCGGCUUUGCUGUGUAUGAGGCACCUGAUGAUGAGAGUCAGGUGGAAAAGGAUUUCUUCCGCUAUCACCCGUCAAAAGCUCGUAGCCGGACCUACAUCAACAUGCGUGAGGUGUCUGAGCGCUUCACGCUGCCCCCUGGGAAAUACCUGCUGGUCCCCACCACCUACCAGCCCCACCAAGAGGCGGACUUCAUCAUCCGGAUCUUCUCGGAGAAAAAGGCUGAUGCCAUAGAGCUGGGGAGCAACGUUGAUGCUGACCUGCCGGAUCCACCCAUGCCCACCCCUCCAGAGGAGGAGACGGAUGAGGAGAAAAGCCUGAGGAGACUCUUUGACCAGCUGGCUGGAGAUGACAAGGCGAUCUCUGUCAGAGAGCUUCAGCAGAUGCUCAACGGAGUUCUCAGCAGAAGAAAAGAGAUCAAGUUUGACGGUCUGAGUUUGAGCACCUGCCACAGCAUCAUCAACCUGAUGGACGUGGAUAACACGGGGAUGAUCGAGUUCCAAGAGUUUAAGGUCUUCUGGGAGAAGAUGAAGAACUGGAUUAUGCUCUUCCUGGCCUUUGACACAGACCGCUCAGGGAAAAUGUCAUCCUAUGAGCUUCGCAGCGCUCUCAAAGCUGCAGGGAUGCAGCUGAACAACCAGCUCCUGCAGCUGGUGGGCCUAAGGUUUGGAGACGACACCUUCAACAUCGACUUUGACGACUACCUGACCUGCAUCGUCCGCCUGGAGAACAUGUUCAGAGUUUUCCAGGCUAUGGACAAGUUCAAAAGGGGGCGGGUGAAGAUGAACAUGAUGCAGUUUCUCAUGUUGUCGAUGAACGUCUGAAGAGGAGCAGAAAGAAAACCGACAAGAGCAGAAAAUCAAAAAGACGUUGAAAUAUUCUGCCAUCUGUUUCAGUUUAAAAGACAAAUUCUCAUUUUAAAUGUCCAAAGUUUGUCUGGUUUGCUUGCAAAACGUUCCUAAACCUGUGAAAUGCUGCUUUAAACUGUGCUGAGCUUCUGAAACAAUAUGUUCUCUACUUGAUACAUGAAAAUACAAUUUAUAAAGAAAA